AUGCUGUGGGCAUUCGUAUACGCCGCGGGAGGGCUUGUCCUCGCGCUGUACGCCGCGGAUUUCCUCAUCAGUUUUACUUACGAUGCACGCGAGCCUCAAAAGAUACCAUCGAGGAUCCCCCUGGUCGGGCACUUGAUCGGUAUAAUCGGAAAUGGCACGAGUUACUACAGUGAAAUCAGCAAAACCAUUGAUGCCGAGAUUUAUACCCUCGGCGUUCUCAACCACAAGCUUUAUGUUUGUAAUUCGAACCGUCUAAUGCCUUUCAUUUCAAAGAGCUCCAAGACCCUGUCUUUCAAGCCGUUCAUACAGACAUCAACAAAAACACAUUGCGGUGCAAAUGACGACACAUACCGCAUUCAUGGUGAUGGUGAGUUCUUGGAUAAAAUCUCUCAUGCGAUGAGACAGAGCCUCGCACCAGGAGCACAUCUCGAUCACCAGAAUAUGGGUAUGGGAAACCGUGUAAUGGUCGAUGUUGACGCGCUACUCGCCGAGGAGGGGGGACGGCCCAGAGAGAUCCAUCUGCUGGAGUGGGCUCGACACGCCGUCGUGCAGGCCUCAAGCUCCGGGAUUUACGGGGAAACUCAUCCCUUCACCGACCCUGAGGUAGAGAAGGCUUACUGGAAAUGGCAAGACUACAUGAUAAUGCACGUCGCCGGGCUCGACAUAACUGGCGCAGGCUAUGCCGCGAGGAACAAGUGUUCUGAUGCCAUUCGCGAAUUGAUAAAGACCCUCCCAGAAGAGGCUGCGUUGAUUGCAAAGGAGCGUGUACGGGUGUUCCGGGAGGGUGGAAUUUCGGAGGAUGAGUUAUCGAAAAUAGAGGCCGGAUUUUUCGUUGCGAUAUUCGCAAACACCAGCCCAACUCUGUUCUGGACCAUAUGGGAACUCUUCUCGCGGAAUGACCUGCUUGAGGAGGUGAGAGAGGAGGUCAGCGCACAAGCUGUCACUGGGUCGACCGAGGAGGGCUUCGAGCUCGAUAUUGCAGCGCUGAAGCACAGGUGUCCACUGCUCCUAUCCGUAUACCAAGAAACCCAACGCACGAGACAUGUCCAUGCCAACAUCCGAAAGGUUCAGCAAGACACCCUGCUGGAUGGGAGAUAUCUUCUCAAAGCUGGUAACUUUCUUACGAUGCCUGGCGCACCUAUCCAUCAAGACGAGAAGAUAUGGGGUAACUCGGUGUCCCAAUUCGAUCCCUACCGGUUUGCGGGCAGGAAAGACAACUCCAGUGCUCCUCCUCCCAGCGCAUUUCUUGCUUGGGGCGCCCCACCACAUUUGUGCCCUGCUAGACAAUUCGCCGCAACAGAAAUUCUUAUCAUCGUCGCACUACUGGCCAUGCGCUGCGAUCUUCGCCCGGCCAACGGGUCCUGGGAUACCCCCGCGGUGAACAAGGCGGAUAUGGCCACGGUCCUAAACCCCAAAAAGGAUGUCAAGAUGGAGGCUAUCCCGCGCGACCAGUGGAGAGGGAAGUGGUCUUUGAAGAUGAGCGAGAGUACAGGACGCAUCUCUCUCGCUUCGGGAUAA
Messenger RNA from Truncatella angustata, 1518 nucleotides. Its product is annotated as cytochrome P450. NCBI's taxonomy places the organism in Eukaryota, Fungi, Ascomycota, Sordariomycetes, Amphisphaeriales, Sporocadaceae. Gene Ontology annotation, molecular function: monooxygenase activity; iron ion binding; oxidoreductase activity, acting on paired donors, with incorporation or reduction of molecular oxygen. The transcript has 3 exons. The record is from RefSeq and is a predicted model, not a curated record. The coding region runs from base 1 to 1518 and encodes 505 amino acids.